This is a messenger RNA of Tupaia belangeri chinensis (Chinese tree shrew), 465 nucleotides long. RefSeq names its product inorganic pyrophosphatase-like. The annotation marks the transcript as partial. Gene Ontology annotation, biological process: phosphate-containing compound metabolic process. The record is from RefSeq and is a predicted model, not a curated record. Gene Ontology annotation, cellular component: cytoplasm. Lineage: Eukaryota; Metazoa; Chordata; Mammalia; Scandentia; Tupaiidae. The transcript has a single exon. Gene Ontology annotation, molecular function: magnesium ion binding; inorganic diphosphate phosphatase activity.
AUUGGGGCGAAAGUUCUGGGCAUACUGGCUAUGACUGACGAAGGGGAGACCAACUGGAAAGUCACUGCCAUUAACGUGGAGGAUCCUGAUGCCGCCAAUUAUAAUGAUAUCAAUGAUGUCAAACGCCUGAAACCUGGCUACCUAGAAGCUACUGUGGACUGGUUUAGAAGGUACAAGCUUCCUGAUGGAAAAGCAGAAAAUGAGUUUGCUUUCAAUGCAGAAUUUAAAGAUAAGGACUUUGCUGUUGAUACUAUUAAAAGCACUCAUGACUACUGGGAAGCAUUGGUGACUAAGAAAACAGAUGGAAAAGGAAUCAGUUGCAUGAAUACAACAGGGGCUGAGAGCCCCUUCAAAUGUGAUUCUGAUGCUGCCAAACCCAUUGUGGAUGCCUUACCACCACCAUGCGAGUCUGCCUGCACAGUACCAAUUGAUGUGGAUAAGUGGCUCCAUAACCAGAAAAACUAA